AUGGGCAGUGUCACUGACCUUAUAGAACGUCGAUAUAGGUCUCAAAGGAAGUACUAUUACUUUUUCAGGAUAAAUGAUGAAGUAGUGAUUGAUGCAACCAUGAAAGGAAACAUUGCAAGACUAAUCAACCACUCAUGCAUGCCAAAUUGCUUUGCAAAGAUCAUGAGUCUUAGAGAAGAUGAGGAUCAGAUUAUUCUUAUAGCUAAAAAGGAUGUUUCAGCAGAGGAUGAGUUAAUAUUUGAUUACAGGUUUGAGGUUGAUCAGAAUGAUGAGCUUAAAGUCCCCUGUCUUUGUGGAGCUCCCAACUGUAGGAAAUUCAUGAAUUAG
This is a messenger RNA of Capsicum annuum, 327 nucleotides long. Its product is annotated as histone-lysine N-methyltransferase ATX3-like. The coding region runs from base 1 to 327 and encodes 108 amino acids. The transcript has a single exon. The record is from RefSeq and is a predicted model, not a curated record. Gene Ontology annotation, cellular component: Set1C/COMPASS complex. Gene Ontology annotation, molecular function: protein binding; histone H3K4 methyltransferase activity. Lineage: Eukaryota; Viridiplantae; Streptophyta; Magnoliopsida; Solanales; Solanaceae.